Molecule: messenger RNA, 1204 nt
Organism: Centruroides sculpturatus (bark scorpion)
Lineage: Eukaryota; Metazoa; Arthropoda; Arachnida; Scorpiones; Buthidae
Gene: wol
Product: dolichyl-phosphate beta-glucosyltransferase-like
Exons: 9
Coding region: 1-975 (324 amino acids)
Cellular component (GO): endoplasmic reticulum membrane
Source: RefSeq, a predicted model, not a curated record
AUGGCGCCUGAUUUGAUGACGUUGAUGUUAAUGUCGUCUGCAAUUUUAUUAAUUAUUUUCGUUAUUUUAUGCAUAACAUUACAUUUGACGAGUAUUCCAAUACCAAUAAUUCAACGUUAUGAAGCAGAAAAAUAUUAUGUAGAUCCAUCUGAACCAAAUGAAAAAUACAGAUUUCCAGAUUUAAAUGAUCCUCCAACUUUAGAAUUAUCUGUUGUUGUUCCAGCUUAUAAUGAAGAAAAAAGACUAAUACCAAUGCUUGAAGAAUGUCUAGGGUAUUUAGAGAAAAGAAAUAAACAAAAUAGUAAUUUUACUUAUGAAGUAAUUAUUGUUGAUGAUGGCAGUAAAGACAAAACAUCAAAUGUUGCUUUAGAAUAUGCUAGAAAGUGUGGAAUAAAUAAAUUAAGAGUUUUAACUCUAACAAAAAAUAGAGGAAAAGGUGGAGCAGUUAGACUGGGCAUGAUGAGCACUAGAGGAAAAUUUCUCCUGUUUGCAGAUGCUGAUGGUGCGACUAAAUUUAAUGAUAUAGAAAAGUUAGAAGAAAGCAUGAAAGACUUUGGUGAUAAGACUGAUAAAAUAAUCGCAAUUGGUUCUAGAGCUCAUUUAGAAAAAGAAUCUAUAGCAAAGAGAUCUGUUUUUCGAACAUUCCUCAUGUAUGGAUUUCAUUUUUUGGUCUGGUUGUUUGGAGUUAAAGGAGUUAGAGAUACACAGUGUGGUUUUAAAAUGCUAACAAGAGAAGCUGCUCAGAUUUUAUUUCCUGCAUUACAUGUAGAAAGAUGGGCUUUCGAUGUAGAACUUUUACACUUAGCACGAGAAAUGAAGAUUCCAAUCAGUGAAGUAGCUGUCAAUUGGACAGAGAUAGAAGGUUCAAAAUUGGUUCCCGUUUUAAGCUGGUUACAAAUGGGAAUUGAUUUAAUAUUAAUAUGGCUAAAGUACAGAAUAGGUGCUUGGAAAGUCAAGAAUUUAUCGAAACACUGACAUAUUCUUUUUUAUAUUCUUAUGUGACGGCAUGCCACACAUUGCCAACGUUGCAUUAUCCUACAGGCUUGUAAAUUUAUAUUUUGUUUUUAUUCUCUGUGAUAAAAACUAUUUUUUAGGGAAGUGAGUCGGCAAUUACAUUGUAUUUCUAUUACAGGUGAUUGAAUCUGUAUUCGGUUGAAAUAUUUGUAACCAUUUUUGCGGGCAUUAAAUUCGGCUGUUUAUAAAA